Molecule: messenger RNA, 1875 nt
Organism: Penicillium paradoxum
Lineage: Eukaryota; Fungi; Ascomycota; Eurotiomycetes; Eurotiales; Aspergillaceae
Product: acyclic terpene utilization AtuA family protein
Exons: 7
Coding region: 1-1875 (624 amino acids)
Source: RefSeq, a predicted model, not a curated record
AUGUCUGCAAGUCGAAGUGAAAAUAGCCGACGGCCAGUCCGAGUCGCCAAUUGCUCUGGCUAUCAUGGCGAUCCUGCAUACGAGAUGCAUCGCCAAGCGACACUGGGGGAUGUUGAUUUCAUUACAGGUGACUAUCUGGCGGAGGUUAAUAUGGCGAAUAACGCCCAGGCUUACCAACGCGGCGAGCACGCCGGAUAUGAGGAGACGGCCUGGGAGGGAAUCCAGCAAACCAUCGAUGUCAUUGCCAACAAGGGCAUCAAAGUCGUGUUAAAUGGAGGAGCUCUCAAUCCGAAAGGGUUGGCUCUGAAAGUGCAUGAAUUGAUCCGCCAGAAAAGCCUUGCUUUGCGAGUGGCUUAUCUCUCGGGGGACGACCUCUAUGCAAGAUUUGGCCCCAACAUGCCGCAAUCUGCGGAGGAGCUACAGCAUUUCGAUGCGGAUAACAAUUCAGUGAAACCUGGCCCCCUUACCUAUGCAUUCACCGUUGCUGACAAGCCCGUCCCCAUGUUAUCAGCGCACGCAUACCUUGGCGCUCGAGGUAUCGUGGACGGGCUCCGCCGCGGAGCUGAUAUUAUCAUAUGCGGCCGUGUAUCAGAUGCUAGUCCCGUCAUUGCGGCUGCCUGGUACUGGCAUUCCUGGACGGAGACUGACUAUGACCGUCUGGCUGGUUCGUUGGUAGCGGGACACCUUAUUGAAUGCUCGGCAUAUGUUACUGGAGGCAAUUUCUCUGGGUUUGAUCGGUACUCAAUUGAUACAUUCGUCGAGCCGGGGUUUCCUAUUGCGGAGAUUGAUAGUGAUGGAUCUUGUGUUGUUGCGAAACACCCUGGUACAGGUGGUAUGGUAGAUGUUGAUACUGUUCGGUGUCAAUUUCUAUAUGAGCUUCAGGGAAGUGUCUACUUGAAUGGCGAUGUCAGUGCUAUUUUGGAUGAUAUUGUUGUUGAACAAGCUGGAGAGGAUAGGGUUCGCGUUAGUGGAAUACGAGGUUAUGCGCCUCCUCCAACUACCAAGCUGGCUGUAUUCUAUCCCGGUGGCUUCGAGGCUCAACUUCUACUGAAUGCUACUGGAUAUGGAUCUAGUGAGAAAUGGGACCUGAUUGAAAAACAAUUUCGUCAUUUCCUGCCGCAGGAAUCGGUUGCUAGCAUCGAUACGCUUGAAUUUCAGAGAAUCGGCGUCCCUGCUUCCAACCCUAAAUCACAGCGACACAGCACAACAUACCUCCGGGUUUUCGUUGCUGCAGUCGAGUUCAAUGCCGUUCUUGCUGUCGCAAAAGCAUUGAAAGAGAUUUCUCUCAAGCAUUUCUCCGGAUUUCACACUUCUUUCGACAUGCGCACAGCAAUCCCUCGCCCAUUCCUGGUCUAUUAUCCUGCUAUAGUCAAACAAGAAGAUCUCAACGAAGAAAUCAACUUCAUCGAGGGUCCCGAUUUCAUCACCUCGUUUCCAACAGGUCAUCCACCAGCAUAUAGAGCUCUACAGCCACGCGCAAGCUACAACCACACUCCAUCCAGCGAAGAAAUUGCCCUGCUCCAAUCUCCAACCCGGUCUAUCCGACUGGGCGAUAUUGCUCUGGGCCGAUCAGGCGAUAAAGGAGCUAAUCUUAACUUCGGCAUCUUCGUUCCUGACAUUAAGCACUGGCCUUGGUUGCGGUCUUACAUGAGCAUUGAGCGGAUGCGAGAGAUGCUCGUCGAAGAUGACGAUUGGGACGAGUCGUUCUUGGUUGAGAGGGUAGAAUUCUCGCAUAUACAUGCUGUGCAUUUUGUGAUUUAUGGAAUCCUUGGUCGAGGUGUCAGUAGUGCGAGUCGAUUGGAUGGGUUCGGUAAGGGAUUUGCGGAUUAUGUGCGUGAUAAGAUUGUGGAGGUUCCGUUGCAGAUUUUGGAAUAA